AUGAUCAUCUUAAACAUGAGACACAUGAAACUGAUACAUACUCUCCAUUACGCAGGGUUUCUAAGCGUAGAUUGUGGAUUCACAAACGAUAGUCCCUACAAGGACAGCACCACGGGACUCCUGUUCCUUCCUGACCUUAAAUUUGUCGAGGGCGGUGUGAGCAACAAUAUUUCAGCAGCAUUCAUGGCUGAUGCCCCAUAUGAGAACCAGAAAACCUUGAGGAGCUUUCCUCAGGGCAAACGGAAUUGCUACACACUGCCAUCGACAAUUGGGAAGAAGUUUUUGUUGAGGGCUAUGUUUACUUAUGGCAACUACGAUGGGUUGAACAGGAGUAUGGACGGGUCACCUUUUCUGUUCGGGCUCCAUAUUGGCGUCAACUUCUGGGAUACGGUGAACUUAACAAAUAUGGAUCCAUCGAUCACGGAUUGGAAGGAGGUACUCACCAUUGCUCCGAGCAACUUCGUAUCCUUCUGUCUGAUAAACUUCGGUUCAGGGACUCCGUUCGUGUCUUCCUUGGAGCUGAGGCCACUGCUAGAUCCGAUGUACCCUUUUGUGAAUACAAGGGUAUCAGUCGGCUAUUUUAGACGGAUCAGAUUUGGCAAUGCCACUGAAUAUAUCACAAGAUAUCCAACGGACCCUUACGACCGGUUUUGGGAGGGCUGGUCUUUCUCCUACAGCUCCUACCCCUGGAUUAGCCCCAGCACUAGCAACAAAGUGGAGAUUCUCCCAGGAGACGACUACUUCAAUGUGCCGAUGGCCAUCUUCCAGAAGGCCACGACCCUAGACGCAAACUACUCCUUCAUGAGCCUCGGCAUGGCAAAGGGUCCUAAUUGGGACCCUGAGAGUGUCCGCCUUCUCCCGAUCUUCCACUUCGCUGAAAUCAAUGGUAGCAACCCGAACAGAAGGUUCGACAUCUACAACGAAGGCGAUUUGCUGCACCGGGGCUUCUCCCCGUCGCUUUUACAGGCCAACAGCUUGCACGACAGCGGGCGGUUCUUGUAUAACGGCAAUGCGUUGUACACCCUGAAUAAGACGCGCAGCUCGAUCCUGCCACCGCUCAUCAAUGCGCUUGAGGUGUACUCGCUCAUUCGGAUGGAAAACUUCACCACUGACUCCGAGGAUGGUAAGAUCGAUCAUCAACGUAGAUAUUGCACGCAUAUCCGCAUAUAA
Molecule: messenger RNA, 1170 nt
Organism: Triticum turgidum subsp. durum (durum wheat)
Lineage: Eukaryota; Viridiplantae; Streptophyta; Magnoliopsida; Poales; Poaceae
Source: the annotation of a GenBank genome assembly